ACCUACCUGGGUAUCCCAUGUAUCCCCUUCUAGGGAGUUAAGAUGACCGGAUAUAAUCGGAGCUUAUUCCUGGAAAUAAGACAUACCCGCCCGGAGCUAUCUUCAGCUUUGACAAUUCAGCUUAGCAAACACACUUAGGUAUCCGCACAUAGUAAUGCUGUGUAUUUGUUUGUUUGAUUCGGUAUUCAUCUGAUGAGGGGAAUGAUGGCUGAUGGGUAGCACAAAGAAGCCUAGACGUUCUCCUCAGCCAAUUAUUCGGCAUUGACUAUUCCGGUCCCGCCGGCUUGUCUAUCUUACCGUCCCGCAAUUGGAUUAGAUACGUAUCAAAUAUACAUAUGUUCUAAAGCGUGAUGUUAUCAAAUAGAUGCCCAUUAUCUGGAACUUGGUAAGACUUAGACGGAGACAUAUCUGCUUGUAAGGAUCUUCCCGGCCCUAGAUCUUUAAACCCCCUCAGUUAAAAGCUCGACCAUUUCGUCUUUGCAAACACAACGUACAACCUGCACAAUUACAACUACAGCUUUACUACACCUACAAUUCACAGAACAAAGGACUUUCGAGAUGGCACCUAUCAACAAAGCUGCUUCGCUCCCCUCGGCUAGAGCUCACCCCCUCACCAUCGAAACCACCGAAUACCCAACUGCUGGAAAUGGCGAGGUUGUCGUCAAGGUAGCCGCUACAGCUGUCAAUCCUAUGGACUGGUACAUCCAGAUCAUGGGAGAGAAGCUAUUCUCUUGGUUGAAAUACCCAUACAUCGGAGGAAGUGACGUUGCUGGCACCGUCACUGAGGUUGGCCCCAAUGUCAACAACGUCAAGGUGGGCGAUCGCGUCCUUGGUCUCGCAGCCGGAUUCGCUCCUCGAGCGGGUGGCUUCCAGAACUACGUAGUCCUAGAAGCCGGCAUCGUCGCACCCAUUCCAGCCGAUCUAGACUUUACCGAAGCUUCUGUGAUACCACUUGGAAUAUCUACUGCGGCCUGUGGUCUCUACCAAAAGAACUUCCUUGCACUCGACUACCCGAGCGUCACCCCAAAGCCUAACGGCAAGACCAUCCUAAUCUGGGCUGGCUCGUCUAGUGUCGGUACUAAUGCUAUUCAAUUGGCUGCUGCUUCCGGCUACGAAGUAUUCACGACCGCCUCCUCUAAGAACUUCGACUACUGUAAGAGCAUCGGUGCUUCCCGCGUGUUCGACUACCACAGCGAAACCAUUACACAAGACCUACUUGAAGCCUUCAAGGGCAAACAAUGUGCUGGUGGUUACGCCAUCCAGCUAGGAUCGGAAAAGAUUGUCUUCGAGGUGGUAGCUAAGAGCCAGGGUGCCAAGUUUGUGGCUUGCGCCAUGCAGCCCAAUGAUGUCCCUGAGGGAAUUUCGGCCAAGAUGGUCUUCGGUAGCACCCUCAAGGACAAUGAGGUUGGUCCUAUCAUUUUCCAGCAGUACCUACCCGCCGCUCUGGCCCAGAAGAAGUGGCAGCCCCUACCGAAGCCCCUGGUUGCUGGCCAUGGUCUAGAGAAGGUACAAGAUGCUAUUGAUAAAGGAAAGUCUGGUGAGGUGUCGGCUCAGAAGUUGGUCAUCACGCUAUGAGGGGUAGGAGAAAAAGCAAAAUAGAUGUGCUCGGUGAGCUAAGGUCGCGAGGGGGUCUGUGUACGUAGCAGAUAAGUAGAUGGCCCUAGAUGCAGGCUGGUCAGCAUCCUAGCAAAAGCAAUACAACUGUUUUCCCCUCAAA
Molecule: messenger RNA, 1717 nt
Organism: Hypoxylon trugodes
Lineage: Eukaryota; Fungi; Ascomycota; Sordariomycetes; Xylariales; Hypoxylaceae
Product: GroES-like protein
Exons: 1
Coding region: 559-1575 (338 amino acids)
Molecular function (GO): oxidoreductase activity, acting on NAD(P)H
Source: RefSeq, a predicted model, not a curated record